GAUCGAUAUGCUGAUGAAAAUUUGGGUUACCGCUGAUAUAUAAAUGACUAAAUUUAUCGAUAACAUAUUCUCUCAAUAUGUCAAUACCGAAAGUCGACAGUUCAGAAUCUUCGUUUAAAUUUGAAAAUUUCGACGAUGAUUUUUCUGAAUAUGAAAAUGAAAAUGAAAGUACAUCGCAGGAUUCACUUCCAAAAGAAUCUCCAUUUUGGGAUGUAUUUAUGUAUUUUCCAACAAGGAAGGAAAGUAUGUCUAUGAAAAAUAAAACAUGGUUAAAUAUUUCUGUGCAUAUUAUUAAAGUGUUUAUAUACGGUAUACUUUUCUGUACUGUCCUCUGCAGUGGUUUAAUUUCUAAAUUCAUAGUCAUUUUUGCUCUGUCACAGCUCAAAGAUGAAAAAUCUAUACAUUUUUGUGAUUAUUAUUCAGAGUAUCAACAAGAAUUGGGAGCAAGAAUUUCCAAAAAAGGCAAAAUAAUUUGGACAUGGUACAUUAUUUCUAUGUUCCUUAUACCAGAAUGUUUGACAAUAUUCCAGGCAAUAUGGCAUUUUCUUUUCAAUAGAAAGACGAAAUUUCCUGCAAAACAAACCAUUAUAAUUCUAUUUGUUUUGGAAACACUUCAUUCAAUUGGUGUUGCAUUAUUAAUUUUCUAUAGUCUUCCACAGCUUAAUUCUGUGGAUGUGGCUGCAAUUUCUACUUGCGUUUGUUUUAUUCCUACUUUUUUAAAUUUAUUUAUCCAACAUUACAAAUAUAUAAGAAAAACUAAAAUAUUUGUAGUAGUCUUAGUAUGCAAUGUUUUAGCAUUAAUUGCUCAAGGUUCAGGAAUAAUUUUAUAUUCUUUUUUAAAUUUCGUACAAAAUCCCCUAAUAUGGAUUCUUCCUGUAUCACUUUUAUUAUCUUCUUCGCGCUGGUGGUAUAAUUACAUCUCACACUACAGUUAUUGUGGUUUCAUAGAUCUAUUAGCAAAAAAUAAAACAGAUUUAUUAAAUAACUACCAUGUAUUGCAAGGAUAUAUAGCAUUAUGGAAAUGUUUAAUUUUUAUUUCAAGCACUAUAAUGAUAUUAACUUUUAAAGGAAUUCAUAUACCAGAAUUUUUUGAAUUUAUAUGGCAAAAUGAAUAUAAUAUAGAAUUAAUUGAAAUGUCAAAUAACAAAAUUAUAGACAUUAUCACAGACACUUCUCAUAUAUCUUUGUUUAGCUUUCUAUUACAAGUAUUUUGUGCUUUUCUCAUAUACCAAGCAGCAAAAUUUGCAUAUCAAACUCAAAUGCAUAAAUUUGGUUUUGCUCUUCCAAUAAGUUUAAUUACUCCAGGAACAAUCUUAUUAAUAAUGAUACUUUGUGCAUUACGAAAAGAAAAUUCAUGUGUACUUCAUGAUUUAAUACCAGAUUAUUUAUUUUUCAAUGCACCUAAAUAUGAUAAUAUAACAGGAUUUCUUUUAAACUGGCGUAUUUGGUGUUGGAUAAUAUGCUGGUUAUCACAAAUUUGGAUUACAGUACAACUUUGGCUAGGCGAAAAUGAAAAACUUGCUCCUGUGGAAAAAAUUUUCUAUAAUUCUAAUUAUGAUACACUCUUGAUUGAUCAGUUUUUAGGAUUAAAUAAAAGGAAACAUGAAAAUUAUCAUACUGCUAAAGAAGAAGAAUCCUCAGACUCUAUUAUGGAAUUUGAGAUGAGCAGUUCAAACAAAAUAUAUGAUUUGAAUAAUGCUGAUUCAAUACUUUCUAAGAAUAAUAUAAGUAAUAAAAGAAAUACUCGUGUUCCUCAAAUUUAUGCUUGUGCAACUAUGUGGCAUGAAAAUAAACAAGAAAUGAGCGAGUUGAUUGGAAGUAUUUUAAGACUUGAUAAAGAUCAAUGUGCCAUGAAAGUUACACAGAAGUAUUAUAAUAUUUCUAUUAAAGAUUAUUAUGAACUUGAAACACAUAUAAUUUUUGAUGAUGCCUUUUGUUGUAUGCAUGGUUGUAUAGGAUCUUGUGAUCAUAAGGAAAAUGAAACACAAGUAAAUGAAUAUGUAACAACAUUUAUAGAGACAAUGCAGGAAAGCAUAAAAAGUUUUGGUAUACUUGAUAUACCACCAACUAAAUAUCCAACCCCUUAUGGUGGUCAACUUGUUUGGAAUUUACCUGGGAAAACACGUCUAACAGUACAUCUUAAAGAUAAAAAUAAAAUCAGACACAGAAAACGAUGGAGUCAGGUCAUGUACAUGUAUUAUCUUCUUGGAUAUCGUUUUAUGAAUUCAUCAAUAGAUUUUGAUACUAAAGAAAUGAUGGCAGAAAAUACUUACAUCCUAACAUUAGAUGGAGAUGUUGACUUUCAACCAGCAGCUGUUAAAGCAUUGAUAGAUUUGAUGAAAAAAGAUAAGGAGUUAGGUGGAGCUUGUGGAAGGAUACAUCCAAUAGGAAAAGGUCCUAUGAUUUGGUUUCAAAAGUUUGAAUAUGCUGUUGGACAUUGGCUUCAAAAAUCAACAGAGCACACAAUAGGUUCUGUUUUAUGCAGUCCAGGCUGCUUUUCUCUUUUUAGAGCAAAAGCUUUAAUGCAACAUAAUGUUAUAGCUAAAUAUGCUAUAAGGUCAACUGAACCCAAACAUUAUAUUCAAUAUGAUCAAGGAGAAGAUCGAUGGCUUUGUACAUUAAUUUUACAAGCUGGUUGUAAAGUAGAAUAUUGUGCAGCUAGUGAUGCUUAUACACAUGCUCCAGAAUCAUUUGAAGAAUUUUAUAUUCAACGUCGGCGGUGGAUACCAUCAACCAUGGCUAAUGUUUUUGAUUUACUAGAAACUUCAAAGGAAACCAGAAAGUUAAAUAAUAAUAUUUCAUGGCCUUAUGUAGUUUAUCAAUGGAUUUUAACAGGCAGCACAAUUAUAGGACCAUCUUUUAUUUACUUAAUGAUGGUUGGGGCAUUUGUAACUUCAUUUCAAUUAGACAACUGGUUAAGUUUUUGGCUUAACUCAAUUGCAGUUCUUGUUUUUAUUUUAAUUUGUUUUUUCUACGAUGUGCGUAUACAGCUUAUAGCAGCAAAAGUUAUUACUGUCUUAUAUAGUUUGGUAAUGGUAAUUGUAUUAGUUGGAAUAUUAUUACAAAUAGCAGCGGAUGGCUUUAUUGCACCCAAUGCUCUUUUAUUUUUUAUUGUAAUCGGUCAGUUUACAAUAACAGCCCUUUUACAUCCUCAAGAAUUAUCAUGUUUACCUAAUGCAGUAAUUUAUUAUGUUACUGUACCAUCUAUGUACAUGUUACUCAUCAUUUUUUCUAUCUUCAAUUUACAUAAUAUUACAUGGGGGACCAGAGAAUCAAAAUUACAAAAACAAGCAUCAGAUAAGCAAAAUAUAAAGGUACAGAAAUCUGAACAAGAAGGAACUAUUACAAACAAGAUGAAGUUUUCUUUUUUUAAUUUAUGUGGAUGUAAAACUUAUAGACAUAAAAAUUCAAAGGAAUUAGAAAAAUACUUAGAAUUUAUUCAUACCUCUAUAAGUGAAGUUAAUACUCGUUUAAAGCACAUAGAAAGUACUUUGGAACUCAACAAUACAUCAAAAAACAAUAUAAAAGAAAAAAAUAAUGAUGAAAAUAAAAUAUAUGAUGAAGUACAAUUACAAGUUUCUGAGCACUUGGAUACAAAUAUAGAUUCAGAAACAAAAACUUCAGAACAUAGCUGUACUAGUGAUCAUCAAGAUGAUCCAAAUUAUGUAAUAAAUCCUCAUUGGUUACAAGAUGAACAUUUGAAAAAUGGAAAAAUUGAUUUUCUUUCAUACGCAGAAGAAGAAUUUUGGAGACAGUUAAUUGAAAAGUAUUUACACCCUAUCGAAAUAGAUAUGGAAAAGCAACAAAAUAUUACAGAGGGAUUAAUAAAUAUACGUAAUGAAUAUGUUUUAAAAUUCUUUAUGAUAAAUCUAAUAUUUAUAGUGGCAAUAUUCUUGUUGCAAAUAAACAAAGAUAUUUUGUAUAUCCAAUGGCCCUUUGCUAUUGAAUAUAAUAUUACUUAUACCACUGAUCAUUCAUAUGAAGUACAUUUAGCAAGACAAUACAAGCAUUUGGAACCAAUUGGAUGUCUCUUCAUUAUUGCAUUUGUUUUCAUUUUGUUAGUCCAAUUUUUAGCUAUGUUAAGUCAUCGAUUCAAAACAUUCAUCCAUGUACUUGCUAAUGUAGAAUUAAGUUUACCCUGUUUUAAGAAGAAAAGAAAUAUAUCAAAUGAUUUAGUCACUAGUACACAUGCAAAAAAUAUAGCAGAAGGUCUCCAAAGUGCAAUUGAAAAUCAUACAAUGAACGAUUUAAGAAAUAGAUCUGAAUCCUCUUUAAAAAAACAUAGAACUAUUCGAGAUUUGAUAGAAAAUACUCAAGAUUCUUCGAAGAGACCUUCUAAUUUUGAAGUACUCUUCAAUAAGAAAUUAAGGGAUAAAUCUGAAUUUAAGAAAACAAUGUCCUUAAGAAUACCAAAAGACGUAUUGGAAGCAUUUGAACAGCGUCGUUCAAAUAUUUUGACAGAACAUAAGUUGCAAACUCAAAAUAAUGUAUUUGACAUAGAAGAGAUAACAAAUUAAAAAAUUAAAAAAUUCAAUUGACAACA
Molecule: messenger RNA, 4543 nt
Organism: Frieseomelitta varia
Lineage: Eukaryota; Metazoa; Arthropoda; Insecta; Hymenoptera; Apidae
Product: chitin synthase chs-2-like
Exons: 19
Coding region: 78-4517 (1479 amino acids)
Cellular component (GO): cell periphery; cell septum
Molecular function (GO): chitin synthase activity
Source: RefSeq, a predicted model, not a curated record